CCGCCAUGAGGCUGCUGCUCUGGCUGGCCGUGCAGCUGGGCGCGGGCUCCGCGGCCUACGUGGUGUAUCUGGAUGCCGGGCGAGCCGAGCGGCCCCUGCAGCACUUUUGGAGGAGCACUGGCUUCUGCCCUCCUUUACCUCACAGUCGUGCUGACCUGUUUGACCUGAGCAAAGACCAAGAGAUGAACCUUGCCUACAUUUCUUCUGUUCCACAUAGCGGCAUUGAACAAGUUCGAAUCCACUGGUUACUAGAAUUAGUUGCUCUCAGAGUGGUGAAUGGAAGUCUUCACUACAAUUUUACUGCCUUGGAUAACCUUUUGGAUCACCUGUGGGUAUAUAAGCUAAUUCCAGGAUUUGAACUGAUGGGAAAUCCAUCAGGAUAUUUUUCAGAUUUUGAAGAUAAAGAACAAGUAGUUGGAUGGAGAAACUUAGUUAUGCUUCUGGCCAGCAGAUACAUAGAUAGGUAUGGAUUGGAGCAUGUUGCUAAAUGGAAUUUUGAAACGUGGAAUGAACCAGACCACCAUGACUUUGACAAUGUGUCUAUGACAGUGAAAGGGUUUCUCAACUACUAUGAUGCUUGCUCAGAAGGAUUAAGAGCAGUCAGUCCUCUACUAAAAUUUGGAGGUCCUGGGGAUUCCUUCCACCCCUUACCCAAGUCACCCAUAUGCUGGAGUCUUCUGCAUCACUGCUACAAUGGAACCAACUUCUUCACAGGGGAGACUGGUGUAAGGCUGGACUACAUCUCUCUCCAUAAGAAGGGAGGUGGGAGUUCUCUCUACAUCCUGCAACAAGAAAUAGAAGCAGUUGAACAAAUUCAGAAGCUGUUUCCAAAUUUUGCUUCAGUUGCCAUAUACAAUGAUGAAGCAGAUCCAAUGGUUGGAUGGUCCAUUCCACAACUGUGGCGAGCUGAUGUAACCUACGCAGCAAUGGUUGUAAAGGUAAUCGUCCAGCAUCAAAACUUGCUCAUUUCCAAAGCUAACAAUACAAUCAACUACACACUACUGAGUAAUGACAACGCUUUCUUGAGCUACUACCCCCAUUACUUCACACAGCGGACUCUGACAGCACGUUUUCAGAUGAACAAUACAAAGCCACCUCAUGUCCAGAUGGUGCGGAAACCAGUGCUGACUGUCAUGGGCUUGCUGGCACUGCUAGGUGAAAAGCAGAUUUAUGCUGAAGUAUACAGCAGCGAAGGUGAAAGCACUCAGAAUGGCACAAUUGGUGUCCUGGCAUCUGUGCACAUCCCAAGUGAGAUGCAACCCUCAGAUUGUUGGCAGGCUACUCUACUGAUGUAUUUGAGUGAGGAUAACAGGACUUCAUCCAACAUCAGCAUUGUCACAGUGAACACCACCCACUUCCCCAGACUUAAAGAGAUGGUGUAUGUGACAUACUACCUGGAUAACAACCAAACCAAUCCCUACCUGAAAUGGAAAAAGCUAGGAAGCCCUGACUUUCCUUCGCCAGAACAGUUCCAGCAAAUAAGGGAUGCUGAGGGUCCAGUGGCAACAGACCCAUGCCCAUUUCCUGAAGGUGGCAUCCUGACACUGAAGCAAGACUUUCCUGUUCCCUCAGUUUUUCUUAUCCACGUAUGUGCAAGACCCAGAUCUGUUCCUGAUCAAGUGACUGGUGUUCGUUUGAUCCCUCUCACAAAGGGGCAGGUGAUGGUGCUGUGGGACGACGGCUGUGUAAAUUCAAAAUGUAUAAAGACAUUUGAAGUGGAAUUCUCACUAGAUGGAAAAGCAUACCAGCGGAUUAAUGGCAAAGACACAAUAUUCACUCUCUGGAUCUACAGUCCGGGAAGCUCGGUCUCCGGCUUUUACAGAGUGCGUGCCAUUGACUACUGGGGGAAGGCAGGCCUGUCCUCUCUUCCUGUGGAGUAUGUUGAAGUUUUCAAGUGACUCUGAAGAGUGGUGCCUGACAUGGUGACUGAGUGGUGUAUGUUACCAGCAAAUGACAACUCCCCAGAAAAAUAAACUCCUCCCAGGCUGAGGAGGGAGUAUCAAAAGGACCUGAUGAAGCAAGUUAGGAAUGCAAGUUAGAAGCAGCUUCCCCUAUUAACUCUUCAAAGCUCAAAAGACAGUAUUAUCGAAGAGCUCAAAAGACAGUGUUACCAAACAGCCACAACUGACAACCCAACUGGUACAAUUGUAAAAGGCUGCCAUAGGACUGGAAUUCAGCUUGGCAACUAGGAGUUAUGGGAAUA
This is a messenger RNA of Mesitornis unicolor (brown roatelo), 2203 nucleotides long. It is a transcript of the gene IDUA, whose product is annotated as iduronidase, alpha-L-. The record is from RefSeq and is a predicted model, not a curated record. Bases 6 to 1898 code for a protein of 630 amino acids. Gene Ontology annotation, biological process: carbohydrate metabolic process. The transcript is spliced from 14 exons. Gene Ontology annotation, molecular function: L-iduronidase activity. Lineage: Eukaryota; Metazoa; Chordata; Aves; Mesitornithiformes; Mesitornithidae.